Messenger RNA from Branchiostoma belcheri (Belcher's lancelet), 781 nucleotides. Its product is annotated as transcription elongation factor SPT4-like. Gene Ontology annotation, biological process: mRNA processing; positive regulation of DNA-templated transcription, elongation; chromatin organization. Gene Ontology annotation, molecular function: zinc ion binding; RNA polymerase II complex binding. The record is from RefSeq and is a predicted model, not a curated record. Bases 1 to 360 code for a protein of 119 amino acids. NCBI's taxonomy places the organism in Eukaryota, Metazoa, Chordata, Leptocardii, Amphioxiformes, Branchiostomatidae. The transcript is spliced from 5 exons. Gene Ontology annotation, cellular component: nucleus; DSIF complex.
AUGACACAAAGAAGACUUCUGAGCAAUAACAAUUUUAAGGGGAAGAAAACUACAACAACAACCUUGCUCGUUUUGACAAUAGACCAGUUUGUAUUUGAUGGCUGUGACAACUGUGAACCGUACCUGCAGCUGAAAGGAAACAAGGACCUUGUCUAUGACUGCACAAGUUCCAAUUUUGAUGGAGUUGUUUCCAUGAUGUCACCAGAUGACAGCUGGGUGGCCAAAUGGCAGAGGAUAAAUCGAUUCAAACCUGGUUGUUACGCCAUAUCAACAACAGGACGUCUCCCACCGAGCAUCGUACGAGAACUGAAGACACACGGCAUCACCUACCGGUCCAGAGACACCAGCCAGAAGACAUAAGACUGGCAACGACACAUGUCCGGCAUAUCAGAUUUAAGACCUAACUUACAUCAUGGAAGAAAGAUCCUCACCCACUUCUCAGUGUCUACAGUACUGUGGACCUGAAAAUAAGCUGCAUGUAAUGAGAAAUGUGUACUUGUAGAUGGUUCCUUUAUUUAAUAUUUGUUCAUAAGGAAACCUGUCAAGAAUGUGUAGUACAUGUAUCUUUGUCAACAGUAAGUAUGAAGGUUGUAAAUGCUCUGUAAAACCAUCAUACAAGUGACUGGACUUUAGUGUUGUGGCGAACAUGUAGUACUGUGCUGUGCUGUUGUAAGGCCAUCUCAGUAUGUACUACUAUAGAGUACAUAGAGACAAUAUGUAAAUUGUCAUGCUUUGCUUUACCUUAUAUUUCAUUCCAUUAAACUGUAGCAUCAUUAAGUUA